AUGGCGAGCCUUGGAGACGAAGCCACAUCUCCAAGGCUAGGACAUAACAGUUACCAAAAUUAUUAUUUAACCAUGCCAAGCAACAGGCAUCAUAAUAAAAUCUUAGGUCUGGCAAACCAAGACUGUUCUCUUUCUUUAGAAUCUUGUAAGCAGAAUGGGCCAUCUCACUGUGGCCAACUCAGUCCAGUUUUUCAAAUAUCAGACAAUGACACUUUUAUGAUGUACAAUGAAAAUCUUGAUCGUUGCCUAAAACUUCAAGAAUCUCGUUCCUUCACCUUCGACAUCUGCAACAAGUUUAAUGAAUGGCAAAAUUUUAAGUGGGUAUCCGAUCAUCAGUUAUUGAAUAUGGCAGUGAAGUUAUGCCUGAGUGUACCUUCAAAAUCAAACAUGGUUCCAGUUACACUGUCACGGUGCAACAAAACCACUGAAUUACAGAAAUGGGAAUGCAGAAAUGACACUCUAUUUGCCCUUGUAAAUCAAGAACUGUUUUUAAAUCCUGCUAAUGGACGUGAGAAUGGGGUUAUACUAUCCAAAAAACCCUCCACAAAAAGUGUUUGGAAGAUCUAUGGAACAAAGAAGAGCUUGUGUGCCCAGAAAUAUGAAGCUCUAUUCACUAUAGAAGGCAAUUCCUUGGGAGCACCUUGUGUGUUUCCUUUUAAGUAUAUGAAUAAAUGGCAUGCUAAAUGCAUAGUUGAUGAUGAUGAACACAAACGGUUUUGGUGUGGAACAACUCCAGAUGUGGACGAAGACUCUUUAACUGGAUAUUGCCCAAUAAAAGAUGAAAAAGAUAACUUUUUCUGGGUCAAAAAUCACUGGACAGGAGAUUUCUACCAGAUCAAUUCCCUUUCAGCUCUAACAUGGGAUCAAGCAAGAAAAAGUUGUUGGCAACAAAAUUCAGAAUUAUUAAGCAUCAACGAACUAUAUGAACAAGCAUAUUUGACAGGUAUCACAUAA
This is a messenger RNA of Thamnophis sirtalis, 954 nucleotides long. The record is from RefSeq and is a predicted model, not a curated record. Lineage: Eukaryota; Metazoa; Chordata; Lepidosauria; Squamata; Natricidae.